AUGGGGUUGUUGAAGGACUUUCAAACCCCAGAAGAUCAAGCUAAAAUGUUGACCAAUUUACUCAGCUACAAUAAAGUCGACCACUUUGAGGAAACACGAGGCUUGGCACACGACAAACUCAGUGACCUCUUUGAGCAAUUCGAAAACACAUUGUUGCGAGAGUUGGAAAUACAUUUUGAUGUUGAGGAUUACGAACAAACACGACGGUUUGUGACGAUUUUGAUGUCGCUUAAUAAUCAACAGACUUUGAUUGAUUUUUUCUUGCAAAAGACUAUAUUUGAUGAGGACAUGGAAAUGUUUGGCUUGACCCCACUUGGUAUGGACGACUACUUUGCAGAUCUGCAGAUAGAUGCAAGUAUGUUUGACAAAUUAAUCGCAAACAUUGCUCUGGUUUUCAACAAACAGUCUGAGAUUAUUGAUAAAAUUUUCCCUCAGUCUAUCCCAAUGAUGUACAAGGUUUGCGAGGAAAUCAUUUCCAACCAGUUGUCAGAGUUGGUCUUGUUUGUUCUAGAUUCGUCAAAAAAGUACAAUUUGUACCUUAAUAUCGUUCCUUUUUUAUAUGACAAGUUGACGACCGAUUUGAUCGAGAGAAUGGUUUCUUCAGAGAAUGUGGGUGAAUCUUACCAUAAAUUGGUCCGUGAAUUGAUUGAUAUGAUGUUUGAAUCGUUUGCUGUGGAGUACAUGCGAGAGGAGGUGGCCCAGUUUCGUCUAAAUGCACAGGAGAAGUUAAUCAAAUGGAACGAGCAAAUUUCGCAACGAGAGGCAGAAACAUCACUGAAAAUCCUUGAAAGUGUUAAAGUUGAAUCGAAAAAUGACUUUUUGACAUCAUUCAAGAGUGUUUUUGCUCUCAGCUCGUCAAAAGACCCGGCAUCAAAAGCAAAUUUUACAGAAAUGCAAGCCAAGGCGAAAAUAUUGUCCGAAAAUAUAAGAUCCUUGAACAAGAUUCUUAGCCCCGAGGUAGUUCUUGAGAUCAUAAACAAUGCUACAAAUUCGUUGAAUCGUCUUAUGACGUUUAAAGACUUUACUAUUGCAUCAUUGCGAAGUGAUAUUUUUCUGUCAACACAGGAGAUUUUCAUUGACGUCAUGGACACCAUUGGAAUAGAACACUUGACACCGGGGUUUGAAAAAGCUCUAACUUACUUACAGACAUAUAAUCCCAACUCGCCCACAUAUACCACACAGCAUAAUGAAAAGUUUGCAGAACCAAUCGUGCUAUUUUUUGACUUGAUCAACAUGGCUGAUGUCAUUAUUCAAAUGGUUGAUUUCUUCUACAAGGAGGAAAUGUUGAACAAAAAAGUCGUCAAGCAUGAAAACAGUAUUUUGAAUCCAUCUUUACAAAGCAAGAAAAAGCUUGAGGCGUUGGUUGAUAAGAAUGUCGCCGAUGGUUUAAAUGUGGGAAUUGAGUUGCUCGUUCAUCAAAUUGAAACAACGUAUCAGGAGUUGCUUCUAGAUACCGAUUAUAAUCCUCCAUCUGAUGCUGUCACAACUCUUGGUCCUACAACUGCAGCUCAAAAAGCGACAAGCAUACUUGAAGAAAACAUGAAUCUUCUCGUUGAUAGUGCAGAUAAGUCCGUUGUCGAUGUAUUUCAGCAGGAAAUUGCCGAAAGGUUUUUCCAAGUCAUUGUCAAGAUGUUGAAACGACGAACAGUUUCGGUUACUGGAGCUACAAACUUGAUUUCCGACUUGAACUUGUACUACGAGUUUAUGUUGGAGAAUAUCAUGUCGAACAAAAGACAAAUCAUGCCCUUGUAUCAAGCAUUGAAAAAAAUCGGGAACUUGUACCUUAUUGGUGGCGAUGAUUCGAAAGCCAUUGGUAAAUUGGUUAGCGAUUUGUCAAAGUUCAAUGGUAUUUUUGGUCAAGAAGAAAUCUACGAGUUUGUGCAAAGAAGAGAGGACUGGCCUUUGAUAAAGAAGCAUGUGGAAAAGGUUAUGCGAUGUUUCACUACCAAAUUACCCUUACCCGUUUACGACACUGCAUUUUCUCGGAUCGAGCAUCUAUCGAAACUAAAGUCCACGUAUGAUAUAGUUAAGGAAUUGAAGGAUACAUAUUCCUCGAUCAACGCGACAUUCAUUCAAGACUUGAUCAGUGCAGUACCCGAAUCAAACAAGGAGAAUGCGGCUCUACCAUUUAACGUAUUGAGGAAUGAAAAAGUGAAGGAGUAUUUACUAAAGGAUUGUUGUGAAAUUGUCAUGAAAGAUGAUCCGAAAUUGAUUUUGGGUAGUCUUGGGAUAUUACAUCGAGCAAAGAUUCUUCCAAAGUACAAGUACCAGAGUCAAGAUGCAAAUGGCUUGAGAAUGGAGUUUUUGCAUCUCUUAAUGGAUGGAAAUCAUGUAUCUCUAUCGACAAUGUGUAUCCUAAACUUUAUUCACAAUGGGAUAGAUGUACCUUAUCUGACUAUUAGGUUGUUUAUUGAUAUCAUCAGUUCCAGCUCCCUCAGAAAUUUCUCCAUGAAUGCGUAUUGUUUGUUACAAAUUCUUCAAACAAGUCCUCGAAUAGACACUCUGGAGUUGUUCACUAGCUUAAUGUUUUUGAGCUCGAAUUCGAAUGGGAAUUACUUUGCAAACCAUUUGCUUUUCAAGUAUGCUGGAGAUGACAAAUUCAGAAAUAUGCCGUCCUUUCAACAGCACCAAGUUCUUCUUUCUAUGUUGCAACUAAAUUUGGAAAAUAGCGAUGCAAUAAAAGCGCUACAAAUUUGGCAACUUGCAAAACCAAUAGUGUUGGCUAAUGUCCCUUCAGCGAAUCAAGUGCUGUCGUAUGUGGAGAAAGUGGUCACAGCAUUCCAACUACAUCAUGACCCGCACCUUAUUGAAGAAGAGCUUGCUAAUCUCCCCUCUUGCAUCGAUACAGACUACAUGGUUGACUUUAAACUUUUCUUUUAUGCUCAAUAUUCUGCCGAAAAAUUCAAUGUGUUAACCAAGGCACUACGUAGCCCACUACGAAGAACGUCACUUACGUCAUUGCUCAAAAGCUUUAUCCAACUUCGAGAUGAAACCAAUGCGGAAAAGAUUAUGGAGACGAUAUUCGCCCAUUCAACCAUCAACAGUGCAGAGUUGAACACAAUUGUGGAGAAAUUGUUGCAACAAAGCAAAGUGUCUGAAGCUGCAUCUACAAUGAGACGAAUGAGUUUGGAAAUUACCAAAGCAAGCUACUUGCUGAUGUUCAAGUAUACGUGGAUGAACAAAGACCAAGUGUUUUUCAAAGAGUUAUAUUUGAAAUUCAUGAAAUUGAAACGUGACGAUCCAACUUUGGAGUCGUUUACUAUUUCACUAAUAGAAGCCAUAUCGUCUAUCAAUAACCGUCAAGCAAUACGUUACUACACAAAGUUUCUAAAGAUGGUUAGUUUCCAAAAUUCUAAAACGAACCAAUUGUACCAGCAGGUCGAUUUCAAGCGGUACGGGCUCUUGGACGAAUUUAGUCAGUUGAUUUGUUUAACACCAUUUGGAAUGGUUGAGUGCUUGAAGGUUUUGUCGAAAGAAGCGAUCAAUAAUCGAGAUGAUAUAAGUUUACGGUGGUGCAUUGAGGAGUUUAGAAAGAGUGGGUGGGACGUACGUACUGUUAUUGAGUACUUGGAAUACUUUGACAAUCAGGGGUACUUGAAGGAAGUACUAAAAGCUAGAGCAUUUAACUAA
Lodderomyces theae is the source of this 3630-nucleotide messenger RNA. RefSeq names its product RCY1. The record is from RefSeq and is a predicted model, not a curated record. Gene Ontology annotation, cellular component: exocyst; cytoplasm. Gene Ontology annotation, biological process: exocytosis; Golgi to plasma membrane transport. NCBI's taxonomy places the organism in Eukaryota, Fungi, Ascomycota, Pichiomycetes, Serinales, Debaryomycetaceae. Bases 1 to 3630 code for a protein of 1209 amino acids. The transcript has 3 exons.